Messenger RNA from Eremomyces bilateralis CBS 781.70, 1035 nucleotides. RefSeq names its product glycoside hydrolase. The record is from RefSeq and is a predicted model, not a curated record. Gene Ontology annotation, cellular component: extracellular region. Bases 1 to 1035 code for a protein of 344 amino acids. Gene Ontology annotation, molecular function: chitin binding; chitinase activity. Lineage: Eukaryota; Fungi; Ascomycota; Dothideomycetes; Eremomycetales; Eremomycetaceae. Gene Ontology annotation, biological process: carbohydrate metabolic process; chitin catabolic process. The transcript has 4 exons.
AUGUUUUUCAAUGCAGUAUACUAUCCUAAUUGGCACGUCUACAGCGAGAGGCCACCGUCGAACCUAAACUUCUCCGUCAUCUCGCAUGCCUUCUACGCAUUUGCCUGGGUUAAACCUGAUGGCUCGAUUUAUUUGAGCGAUGAAUGGGCCGACGACCAGAUGGAAGUGGAUGGGGAGAAGGGUGCAUUGCGUGCAUUUGGCGCUCUGAAGCGUCGCCACAACAUCCUUAAAGUGGUCCUAUCCAUCGGCGGCGGAGGCAAAGGCAGCGAACCGUUUGCUGCCGUUGCCGCAGAUCCAACAGCCAGGGAAACCUUUGCGAGGUCGGCUCGAGCAUUGGUUGAUCAGUAUGGACUGGAUGGAAUCGAUAUCGACUGGGAGCAUCCUUCCGACCACCAGCAGGGGAUCAACUAUCUGCAUUUGCUCGCAGCGUUGCGACGAUACCUCCCUGCCCCGCAGUUUAUGCUCACGUCGGCAUUACCAGCUGGGCAAUGGGCGCUGCAGCAUAUUGAUCUCGCGCAAGCCGCGCAGUACCUUGACCUGAUCAAUGUUAUGACCUAUGAUUACUCUGGUCCAUGGGUGGAUCGAACUGGCCACCACGCUCAACUCUGUUCUCCUUCACGACCGCACAAUGAUGCGGCCAAGAUAUCCGGGCAGUCCGCCGUCCAGUACUUGCGGAGUCGUGGAGUACCGGUAUCGAAGAUCCUCUUUGGUGUUCCGACCUAUGGUAGAUCAUUCCUUGGAGCUAAGAAGGUGGGAGACCGCUAUAAGGGAUGCGGGGGCAAUGAAGGGACGCACGACUAUCGAGAUUUACCACUACAGGGCAGCCAAGAAUCUACGGACAACCAGACUGGCUCCGCAUAUUGCGUUGGGAAGGAAGGCUUCGUCAGUUACGACAAUCCACAGACGGUGGCGAUGAAAGGUCAGUUUGUCAAACAAAAUGGCUUGGCUGGGUUGUUUUAUUGGACAGGGACGGCGGAUUCGAGGGAUGAUAAACGCAGUUUGGUCCUUGGUGGAUAUCUGGCGAUGCAUUCUUAG